AUGAACAAUUCAAAGCACCUCCGUUACUUAGACCUUUCUGACACCAGAAUUGAAAAUUUACCAGAUUCAAUUUGCAAACUGUAUAAUUUGCAAACUUUGAAAUUGCAUUGUUGCACUCAAGUUGUUGAGUUACCUCCAGAUUUGCACAAAUUGGUAGACCUGCAUUAUCUUGACCUUUCUAAAACUAGGAUCAACAGGUUACCUGAUUCGCUUUGUAAGCUGCAUAAUUUACAAACAUUGAAACUGCAGGCAUGUCAAUAUUUGGUUGAAUUGCCACCUGAUUUUCACAAUCUCAUUAAUCUCCAUCAUCUUAAGAUAAGUGGGACUAGUAUAAGGGAGAUGCCAAACAACAUGGGAAGGUUAAAACAUCUUCAAAUAUUGACUAGCUUUUAUGUGGGAAGGCACAGUGGGUCUAAUUUGAAGGAGUUAGGGAAACUCAAUUAUCUUCGAGGCAGUCCUGAGAUGGAAAAUAUUAAUGACAUUGUAGAUGCUAGGGAAGCCCAUAUCAAUGAUAAGAAGUACUUCUAUAAAUUGGAUUUGCAAUGGAGUGGAAACAAUGAAGAUUCACAGAGAGAAAGGUUCACCUUGGAAGGUCUUCAACCUCAUGUUAACUUGAAAGAGCUUGCUAUUAGAAACGUUGGUGGUACAAGAUUUGCAGACUAG
Molecule: messenger RNA, 663 nt
Organism: Prosopis cineraria
Lineage: Eukaryota; Viridiplantae; Streptophyta; Magnoliopsida; Fabales; Fabaceae
Product: putative disease resistance RPP13-like protein 1
Exons: 1
Coding region: 1-663 (220 amino acids)
Molecular function (GO): protein binding
Source: RefSeq, a predicted model, not a curated record